AUGGCCGUUGCUACAAGUAGUCAGUCCACGUCCACGGUGGUGUCAUCGCUCGUGGCAAACAUUGUGUUAUUCUCGUGCUUUGUCACGGGUUUCCUUCUUUUAAGAUUGAAAUUCAGAAGAACAUAUAGUCCCAAAUCAUUACCAGCAGACCUCGUGCCAGCAGAUCAGAGACCAAAACCUCUUCCUCGCGAUCCGUUUACUUGGCUUUUCGCAUUAUUGAACAAACACGAUUCGUUCAUUAUACAGCAAUCUGGCUUGGAUGGGUACUUUUUCUUGCGAUAUAUUAGAACAUUUAGUUUAUUGUUUUUGUUUGGCUUGUUGACAUGGAUUGUCCUCCUUCCAAUCAAUGCAGCCAACGGAAACGGUAACAAAGGAUUUGAUCAAUUGUCGAUUGCAAAUGUCAAGGAUAAACAUAGAUAUUAUGCACACGUGUUCAUUGGCUGGUUUUGGUAUGGAGCAGUUAUGUUUGUCAUUUACAGGGAAUUGUUCUUUUAUAAUUCAUUAAAAAAUGUCGUUUUGUCGUCGCCCAAGUAUGCAAUGAAAUUAUCGUCGAGAACCGUGUUGUUCCAAGGCGUGCCUGACCAACUAUUAGACGAAAAACAAUUGUACAAAGUGUUUAAUGGUAUCAAGAGGAUAUACGUUGCCAGAACAUCGCGGUUUUUGGAGCAUAAAGUUGACGAGCGAGCACAAGUAGUUACUAAAUUGGAGAAUGCCGAAAACAAAUUGCUUAAAAUGGCAGUCAAGGCCAAGAGAAAGGCUGAUAAAAAAGGUAUAAAGCUUGAACCAGAGGAUGAGAUUAGUGCAUACGUUCCAGAAAGCAAGCGUCCAAGAACAAGAACAGGCGGGUUUUUUUCGGCAAAAACAGACACUAUAAGAUGGUGUCAAGAACAGAUACCAAUCUUGAAUAAAGAAGUUAAAGAACAACAAAAGAAAUUUAGACGCACGAAGCCAUACAAUUCUGUGUUUGUUGAGUUUGAAAAUCAAUAUUAUGCUCAAGUCGCAUACCAAUCUACUGUAAGUCAUGGUCCCAUGAGGAUGAGCCCCGCAUAUAUUGGAUACGAGCCUGGUGACAUCAAUUGGCUAAAUAUGCGUAUAUUCUGGUGGGAAAGAAUUACUAGAAGAUCCUUGGCAUUUGCAGCAAUUGUUGCGUUGAUCAUAUUUUGGGCUAUCCCGGUUGCAUUUGUAGGUGUGAUUUCCAAUUUCACAUACCUUACAAAUAAGUUACACUGGCUCAGAUGGAUUGAAAGGUUACCAAAACAAUUAUACGGUUUGGUUACGGGUAUUUUGCCAACGGCAAUGUUAUCUAUUUUGAUGAUGCUUUUACCCAUGUUUAUCCGUGCCAUGGCAAAGAUUUCCGGAUGCGUAUCAGUACAAACUAUCGAGUUGUACACUCAAAAUGCAUACUUUGGAUUUUUAAUGGUUAAUGGUUUCUUGGUUACGGCUUUAGCAUCUUCUGCCACAGCCACUGUUACCCAGAUCAUUGAAAAACCAACCUCAGCAAUGAGCAUUUUGGCAGACAAAUUACCUCUUUCGUCCAAUUUCUACAUAUCAUAUUUGAUGUUGCAGGGCUUGACAAUUGCAGGAGGUGCAUUAUUCCAAAUAGUUGGUUUGUUCCUCUACUACAUUUUGGGUUACAUUUUGGAUAACACCGUGAGGAAAAAAUGGAACAGGUUUAGUGGGUUGGGCUCUGUUGCUUGGGGUACAGUUUUCCCCUUGUUUACACAGUUGGCUUGUAUCACUUUAAUAUACUCUGUUAUUUCACCAUUGAUCAUUAUCUUUGCAUGUGUUGCGUUUUUCCUUGUUUAUAUUGCGUACAUGUACAACCUCACUUAUGUGUUUGUUCCUUCACCAGAUGCACGUGGUCAGCACUACCCACGAGCAUUGCUACAAACAUUUACCGGUAUUUACAUUGGUCAAGUAUGUAUGCUUGGUAUAUUUGCAGUUGGUAAAGGAUGGGGCCCUAUAGUCUUGCAAGUUGUUGGUAUUGUGGCAACGGUGUUUAUCAACGUUCACAUGUGUCAAGCAUUUGACCAGUUGCUUACUGUGGUUCCAUUAGACUGUAUGAGGGCUUUAGAUGGUGUUUCAAGCACUCCCUCUUUCUCUGGCAAAUCCGAGUUUGCAUCAAAAAUUUUGGAAAACAAAAAGUAUAAGAAAAAGUACGAUGCCAAAUUUGAAAAAGAAUACGAGAAUGAACAAGAAAGAGAACGCCAGUUUACAUUCGAAGUGAAGGAAGAACUCAAAAAUAGUGACCCUGAGGCCAAUGUUGAUGAUUUGAAGAUUACAGCGGUGCCAUUAUUAGCCGAUCGUGAUAGGAAGUACACACAGAGCGAUAAUUUCUUGGUGAGGUUUAUUCGUCCCGAUGUGUUUCUCAAUUACCGUCAUGCAAAAAAGCUCUUGCCUGCACUGUACAAUAUUGAACCCGAGGUGACCGAUGAUAAACAUGCAUACGACGCACCUGCUAUCAGUGCACAGUGUCCUGGAGUCUGGAUCCCAAGAGACCCAAUGAACUUGGCAGCCAUCGAAAUUGAGAAUUUGAAGGACGUUGUUGACAUCAGCGAUGAAAAUGCAGGUUUCAAUGACAAGGGCAAGAUUGUUUUUUAUGGAAAGCCACCAAAUUAG
Messenger RNA from Lodderomyces elongisporus, 2619 nucleotides. RefSeq lists its product as uncharacterized. The coding region runs from base 1 to 2619 and encodes 872 amino acids. Gene Ontology annotation, molecular function: calcium-activated cation channel activity. Gene Ontology annotation, cellular component: plasma membrane. The record is from RefSeq and is a predicted model, not a curated record. The transcript has a single exon. NCBI's taxonomy places the organism in Eukaryota, Fungi, Ascomycota, Pichiomycetes, Serinales, Debaryomycetaceae.